Cygnus atratus (black swan) is the source of this 3051-nucleotide messenger RNA. It is a transcript of the gene CCNT1, whose product is annotated as cyclin T1. The record is from RefSeq and is a predicted model, not a curated record. Gene Ontology annotation, cellular component: cyclin/CDK positive transcription elongation factor complex; nucleus. Gene Ontology annotation, biological process: positive regulation of DNA-templated transcription, elongation; regulation of transcription by RNA polymerase II. Gene Ontology annotation, molecular function: cyclin-dependent protein serine/threonine kinase activator activity. Lineage: Eukaryota; Metazoa; Chordata; Aves; Anseriformes; Anatidae. The transcript has 8 exons. Bases 29 to 2020 code for a protein of 663 amino acids.
GCUCACCAUCAACACGGCCAUCGUGUACAUGCACCGCUUCUACAUGGUGCAGUCCUUCACCCAGUUCCACAGGAACUCGGUGGCGCCGGCGGCUCUGUCCUUGCAGCCAAGGUGGAGGAGCAGCCCCAUAAGCUGGAGCACCGUCAUCAAGGUAGCUCACGCCUGCCUGCAUCCUCAGGAGCCUCCUCCGGACACCAGGAGCGAGGCUUACCUGCAACAAGCCCAAGACCUGGUCAUUCUAGAGAGCAUAAUACUGCAGACCCUGGGCUUUGAGAUCACGAUCGACCACCCCCAUACCCACGUGGUGAAGUGCACUCAGCUCGUGCGAGCCAGCAAGGACUUGGCGCAAACUUCCUAUUUCAUGGCUACCAACAGCCUGCACCUGACCACCUUCAGCCUGCAGUACACCCCUCCCGUUGUGGCCUGCGUCUGUAUCCACCUGGCUUGUAAAUGGUCCAACUGGGAGAUCCCAGUCUCCACGGACGGGAAGCACUGGUGGGAAUACGUUGAUGGCACUGUAACUCUGGAGCUCUUAGAUGAACUGACUCAUGAAUUCCUGCAGAUCCUCGAGAAAACUCCCAACCGGCUCAAACGCAUCCGGAACUGGCGGGCCUCUCAGGCAGCCCGGAAGUCGAAGGCCGACGACCACAGCGAAGACAAGAGCCUGUCGGAGCAGACCAUCCUCAACAUGAUUUCAAGGAACAACAGCUCGGACAUGAAUAUCGCCGGCCUGAUGAGCAUGUCGACAUCCUCGACGGCCGGCGCGGGGCCGUCCCUGCCGGCCUCGACCGAUUCCCCCCGCGAGCAGAGCGGCGCGGAGGCGUCGCAGCCGGAGCACUGGCUGCCCCAGCAUCCUCCCCCCAAGCUGGAAGCUGGCCAGGGCCACAGGACUAGCGAAAGCUCGUCGGCCGCCGAGCACCCUCCGCAGCAAGAUGGCGCUGCUUAUCAGAAGCAGGGCGGCAAGAACGCCCCGUCGGCCAAGGUGUCGCUCAAGGAGUACCGCGCCAAGCACGCCGAGGAGCUGGCGGCGCAGAAGCGGCAGCUGGAGAACAUGGAGGCCAACGUGAGGUCUCAGUACGCCUACGCCGUGCAGAAUCUCCUGGUCCAGCAGCAGCGGGAGAGGGAAGUCCAGCAGGACAGCAACCCCUCGCCCAUCAUCCUGAAAAUCCCCAUCGGCUCGGAGAACCCCGAGCGCCCUCCCGGCCCCGAAAAGAGUGACAAAGCCUCGGCUCUGAAGCUGAGGCUCCCGGUGGCGGGCGGAGGCGGCGAGAGGCCGCUCCCCUCCAAGCAGGAGGAGAUCAAAAUGCGCAUCAAGGUGCCGAGCGCCGCGGACAGGCCCGGCUCCCUGGACGAGAGCGGCGCCAAGAGCCGGGAGCACAAGGAGAAGCACAAGGGCCACUCCUCCAACCACCACCACCACCACCACAACCAUCACUCUCACAAACACUUGCACCCCCAGCUCGCCGCUGGCCCCAGCGGCGUGGUCGGCAAGCGGCCGGGAGACUCUAAACACGUCGGCCCGCCCAGCGCCGUGCCCCACAAAAGCUACGGCCUCUUCGGCUCUUCCUCCCGCAAGAGGCCCCCGCCGGAGGAGGCGGCGGCGGCGGGCGCGGCGCACGAGCACCAGCCCAAAGUCAGCAAAAGCUCCAAGGGCUCCGGGGCGCAGUUCCCUUAUCCUCACCUCCCGGGCCACGGCUCGGAGGCCGGCGGCCUCCCUUUGCCCCCGGCUACCAAAACCCGGGGUCCCCACGGCAAAUCGGACAAGGGGCCCGCGGGGGCCAACGGGCACAACGCCAGCCAGGCCAGUGACUACCAGGAUACGGUCAACAUGCUGCACUCGCUGCUGAGCGCCCAGGGCAUGCAGCCCACCCAGCCCCCCGCCUUCGACUUCCACGCCUACGGCGAGCUCUUGAACCCCCCCAGGGCAGCCGCCGGCCCCAGAGCCGCCAACACGGACAGACCCCGGCCCCCGCCGCUGCCCUCAGAACCGCCCCCCCCGCUGCCUCCCCUCCCCAAAUAAUUCCUUUUUACUACUGAGUUGGGACAAACCGGCCUGCCCGCCCCGGCCCCCCCCCCCGAGCCGUCCCUGCGGUGGAGGGAGAGGGCUGUUUGCGUUCUCCGCUGCCUCCCCGAGAACUGUUUUAUUAGAACUUUUCCUAUUUACCGCGAGGAGUCGUCGAAGCUGUGAAAGGACAAAACCCCUUUCUCUUCCUCGCUCCCUCCCUCGCCGACUUCCAGGUUAGCAGCGGGGUCCGGCCCUGCUGGAACUGAAGCCCCCCCCCCCCCCCCGGGGAGCACGUAUUGCGUGGGGGGGCCCUGGGGGGGGCGUUAUUUAAAACACGUCGCAGAAAAACCCCGAGAUGUUUUACAAAUAAUUUAAGCAGUAACUUAUAUCUUUAGCGUUCCUGUUCCUUUUUAAGUUUCGUGAUGCUGGCAGGUGCCGCGGGGGACCCCGGCGGGGUUUGGGGCCGCUCGCCCGGCUUUGCGCGGCUCCGCUCGAGCUGAUGGCGACAGAAAGUGGGUCGAGGAGCUUUUUGGGGUCAGAACGGAGGAAAAGGGUGCGUGGGGAGGGUGAGGGGCCACCGGGCUGGGCAGGUGGCGCGCGCCGAAGGCUCUUGGGGUGCUCCCGGUGGCGGUGGAGAGGGGCUGGCGUGCGAAGGGCCGGCGUGGAGCGAGGGUGCUGGGCCGGGUGCUGAGCCCUGGUGUCUGCAGAAGGUGAUGCAAAGCCCGGAGCCCGCUCCGGGUGCGGGAGCGAGGCGCUGGUGCUGUGACCGCAGCCGGGACGCGGGCAGGGCUGGAGGGGGGCGCGGGGCAGCUCCGGGGUGGGGAACCCUGCCUGCGCCGGAGCUCCUCCCGCCCCCCUAAACCCCUAAAUCUUUGGCCGAGGGCGCCCGCCUCUUGGGUCUGACGUUUCGGAAAAGCCGAACUUGUUUUGUUCUUCAGCCUCUCACUUUUCCGGACUUCAAUAAACGUUACCGUCUCCACCUGCGUGCUGCGAGGCUCUGUUCCUACGCCGAGCUCCGCGCCUUCCUCCGCUUUCUGCCAACCCCC